GCGGAGGGUGACCGAGGUGGGGCGGUGAACAUGGUGGGGUGUGGAACAUGGAUGUACUGAGGCGCAACACACAAUCAACUGCACUAUUGCAGUUUUUAGAUUGACUCUUGGAAAGCCACCAUAAAGAAAAGAACGCAGAAGACAAGAAGAAAACACUUACACUGCUUAGUGGACAGCAUGUGAAACAAUGAAGCUCGGGAUGAGGGAUGUACCUGAGAGGAAGUCCAGAGCCAGGGACCCCAGAGAAGAGCAAGGCAGAGAGGGAGCCUCAGCAAGCUGGCGCCGGGUCUUCCAGGGCCCACACCCCACUCCACAGCCGCCACAAUCAAGCCUUCCUGUGUUUACAUCAGAGCCUCCUGGCCGCCCAGCCCCCAGCUCCACAGCACGGAUGGAACAGAGGAGCACCCUCCGUGCAGCUCCUGCCUGGGCAGACCUGCCCGGUGCCCAUGUGGACAACACAGGUCCGGGGGGGGGGGGGCACCUGUAGCAGAAGACAGCUGGAUCUAGACUCACCACCCGAGGCUCCACCACGGAAACCGCUGAAAUUCCUUCAAGAUUAGGCUAAACGUCAGGACGGCACCCAGGCCUGUAACCGUCAUGACCGGACAGGCUGAGGCAGGAGGAUCCCAAACUCAAGGCCAGCCUGGGCAACUUAGUGAGACCCUGACUCCAAAUAAAAAGGGCUGGGGGUGCAGCUCAGGAGUAGAGCACCCCCAGGGUUCAAUACCCCAGACUGAAAAAAAAAUUUAGUCUAAGCCAAAUCCGGAGAAAAAUAGUAAAGGGAUACUGAGGGGAAGGGAGGGAGGGAGGCCCCCAUGAGGACGUGACUUCUGAGGGCUGAAGGAUGUGAGCACCCGAAUCAGUGGCUAUCCAAGUGAGACUCCCAGGCAGAAGGAACAUCUCUUACAAAGGCCCUGGGGCCAGCUGCACAGCCUCUCCCCCCAGAACUCUGGACAGGGCACUUCAUAGUUGGAACCAGAGCCAAACACAACUCUUGGAUCCUCCUACCAUAGGAUCCUAUCCAGACACACACAGGAGCUUCUUGCCCGUGCAAUGCCCUCCUGGCCUCCCUUUCUUUCCUAGUAAACUCAGCUCUGUUCUGCCUUAGAAGCUUCAGGCUCUGCCUGGAAUAUCCACCACUCUUCCCCACCCUGGUCUUGAACUUGGCGAUUCUGAACCAGCCUCAGGCCCUGAGCUGUUCCAGCUGUCAGCACUCAGAUCCUUUGUCACUGCACUGGGAGGACAGCAGGGAGAUGUCGCUGAUAAAAUGUGUAGCCCCGGGCGUGGCUCACAGGAAGCUGGGGAUCAAGAGGAGCUAUCAGGUUCUCUCCGGAAAGGGGACUCAAGCAUCAUUUAUAUUGCACGUUAUUUAAUAUUGAGGAAAACCUCAUUGGUCUUGAUCUGAGGACUAGGGUUAAAAUGCCAAAGAUCCUACUCUACUGUUCCCCCCUCUCUGCCUAAUGUCACUCUUGGACAAAGCUAAAAAUACAGACCAGUCACGAUGCAGGACCUGCCGGCUACUUGCUACUUGUGGAAUCUGUGGUUCAGUCCUGGGAGUCGCUGCCCGAAGAUGACCUCUCUGGGCCAGCCCACGCCCAAGGGCACCCGCAGAGCAUCUGGGCGGGGUCCAGGAAUCUCUGGGCCCGGGAGCCCGCCAGCCCUGGGUCAUCCCUGCACCCUGAGCCAGCUCAAGGACCAGGUCUCCAGGCUGCAGCUUCGAGUGACCUCUCAGCUGGAGAGCAUCUGCCACCUGCAUGGUUCCUGCUGUUCGCAGUUCUCCAAAGUCCGGCAGGACCUCCAAGAACAUCACAAGCAGGUGGACGCCCUCCUCCAGGCAGUGGAGGCCCACAGCCCCGUCCUGGACGGCCAGCCCGUGGAGGUGGGCCAGCUCUCCCCUGGGGAACAGGCCGGCCAGGGUCACCGGGAGGCCCCGAGCCCCAAGACCCCCCGGCUCCCAGAGGUCAGGACCCUGCGGCUGUGGGACUUCGAGAACAUGGUCACCACGAGGUCAUCCGACUGGCUGCGGCGGCCCCAGUCCGUCUGGGACCAGGGCGAGUGGCCCUCCCAGCACGGCGCGCCCCAGUUCUGGCAGGACAUCCUGACCGCGCAGCUCUGGCAGGUCUUCACUGACGCCCAUCCCUGCCCCAGAGUGAGCAGGCCGGCGCUGGACAUGCCCUACACCUCCAGGACGCGGCCCCAGGCAACGGACGGGCGCCUGGGAGUGGCCUGGGUGUCCCUGAAGCCUUCUGGCUCCGAGACCCGGUACAGCGUGGUUGCUAUGCUCAGCAAACCCAUGUCCCUCGGGCAGGACAGCAAGGACCCAGAACCACAUGACGAGGACACAGAAGCCGGAGACCCCUCGGCUCCCAGCUCCCCUGGAGACUCCCAGGAAGAGGAGGCUGCCCCGGCCGGCCCUGCCCAGGGGCCCGCCGGAGAAGCCGUACCCCUUCUGAAGCUCAUAUCCUGGGACCCCGAGGACCUGGGGGACACCUGCAGGAGGCCGGACGCCUUGCCCGGGCAGUCCCGGAGGUUCGCCAUCCCGCAUAGGCUGCAGAGGAUGCGGCUGCUGCGGCACAGGGAGCCCGUGCUGGCCACGGCCGUCAGCAGCUUCACGCGGCACGCGUUCACCUGUGGCAGGGGCGGCGUCAAGGUGUGGAGCCUGGUUGGCCAGGUGGCCGAGGACAGGUUCCCCGACGGCCACCUGCCCGCACACACACAGGGCCCAGGCGCCUACCUGCGCACCUGCCUGCUGUCCUCCAACAGCAGGGCCCUGCUUACCGGCGGCCACAACCUGGGCAGCGUCUGCGUGUGGGACCUGGCCGCGCCCUCCCUGUGCGUGCAGGCUGAGCUGCCCUGCCCAGGCCUCUCCUGCCAGGCCCUGGCCGCUGACCUGGGAGAGCACUUGGCCUUCGCUGGCUUCACCAACGGCUCCAUCAGGAUCUGGGACCUACGGGAUCGGCGCGUGGUCAGGGACCUCUCCGGCCAAGUGAACGGGGCCAAGAGCCUCGUGGUCAAGGACCACACCAUCUGGACGGGGGGUCUGGACGCCCGGCUGUGCAGCUGGGACCUGAGGAUGGUGCGGGAACCCCUGGUGUACCUGUUCGAGUCCCAGAUCAUGAGCCUGUCCCACAGCCCCCAGGAGGACUGGCUGCUGCUGGGCAUGGCCAACGGCCAGCACUGGCUGCAGCACGGCAACGGGAGCCGGGCGCGCAUGGCGGGCUGCAAGGAGGGUGCGGUACUGGGGUUGCAGUUCUCCCCUUGCGGUGCCGGAGCCCUCCUGCAUCCUGUGCUGCGACGUGUCCUCGGACAACCGGCUGGUCGUGGCGGGGUCCGGAGACCAGGCCUCCGUGUACCUUGUCAGCUACUGAGGCCUCGCGACCGUCCGGCCCUAGCUCCUCGUCGUGUCUGUCCUGGGGGUGGUGGGGGUGCAGGUGGUGGAGGGUGUGGCCCGGCCGGGGCCUGGGGUCCUGCAGCGUUCAGCCGGGGCUUUGCGGACUCCCAUCUUCACGUAAUAAAGCAGCUGGAAAAGACGGUCGGUGUCCUGUCCCUGGGAGCGAGGACCCUGUCACCUGUCACCCCGUCACCCGUCACCCCGUCACAAAGUGUGGCUAAGACUGAGGGGACUCCGCAGCCCUGUUCACAAGCACCCCUCCAAGCUGUCUCCCGCCCCAAGACGGUCCCCCCCACGGCUGGUCCCGGUCCCACGUGGCUGCCGGGAGGUGAUCUGCAGGACGCGUUCCAGGAGACCAGCAGCUCUCAAAUGGGCCACUCUGCCCAGGGGCGCUGAGUGACAUUUCCCUGGGCCUGUGGCUGUCCUGACUAGGGUGCUGCUGGCACGGCGCUGGAGGUGGCCAGGGCGCCACCCCAGCCACUGCCGACCCCGGCUGAAAGGGGUCUGUCUAGCAUCUGCUCUCCUCAACCUGCAGUGUCCUUGCGCCCAUGGUGCCUUCAGCAGGGGCCCUCAGGACCCUCCAGCACCGUCUGCCCUGACCCGAGGGGUGGUUCCCGUCCUCUGACUUGGCGGUCACCUGCUGGCAGAGUUCUGAGCCCUGCACCAGAAGCCAGAUCCUGGGACCCGGGAGAAGUACAGCCACACCCCAAAUAGCCCCUGUGCAACUGGCUUGGAUGUGGGUUGUCACCGUGGGGCUCACUCCCUGACAUGGCAGUGUUUUGAGGUCAUGGGGCCCUUAAGAGGUGGUGCUUCCUGGGAAAUGAGGCCUCGGUGUUGCUGUGGCUCCCUUUGGACCCUGGUUCUCUUACAAGAGCGUUGACCCCUGAAGUGCUGUCUGGCUUCCUAUCCCCACAUAGUGCCUCCUGGUGUGCAUCUGCCACGGGGCCACCUGCUGUGAGGUGAUACAGCCAAGGGGGCCUCAGCAGAGCUGGCCCAAUCCAUUUGGAUGUCCCAUCUCCAAAACUGAGCUAAAUAAACCUCCCUUCUUUAUAAAGGACCC
Molecule: messenger RNA, 4451 nt
Organism: Sciurus carolinensis (gray squirrel)
Lineage: Eukaryota; Metazoa; Chordata; Mammalia; Rodentia; Sciuridae
Gene: Tle6
Product: TLE family member 6, subcortical maternal complex member
Exons: 17
Coding region: 1502-3787 (761 amino acids)
Biological process (GO): regulation of DNA-templated transcription; negative regulation of canonical Wnt signaling pathway
Cellular component (GO): transcription regulator complex; nucleus
Molecular function (GO): transcription corepressor activity; protein binding
Source: RefSeq, a predicted model, not a curated record